AUGGCCGAAAGAAGGAUGAGGUUCAAUGGACGACAUGAUUCCUUCUCUAGUGAGGAUGAGCUGCCGCUUAAGUAUUGUUUGGGUAAUAGAUCCAAUGGAAGUAACUCCUACGCGAGCCUUUGCCGUCGUGAGGUAGUUGGCUGCGAGUUCUGUGACCAGAUCUCCAAAAGCAGAUAUCAGAGCCUGAUACAUAACGCCGCGCACAUUAUCAUACCCCUGCUCAACCUGAAGGUAGUCUUCUGCGAGGAGUGCCGCGCCUGCUUCACGUCCACCACCGACCUGCAGCGGCACAGCCUCCGCGCCCAUCCGCCCCUCAGCCGCGCCGCGGAGCUGGAGAGGGAGACCAGGCCCAGGGUGCGGCUGAAGAGCAGACUCCACUUUGAGGAGGAGCCCAUCAAGCCGGAGCUGAUAGACCUCACCGACGACUGCACCCUCUCAUUGGAACCCGUCGAAGAGCUCGCCCCUUCGCUCAAGAGUGGCAGCGGCCUGGGCUCAGCGCACAACAAUAGGAUUGGGGUUGGUCCAAGAGGCUGGGGAUUCAAGGGGGAGCCACUCUACGUGAGCGUCCAUUACGACGAGCUGAGGAGGCCCUCGCAGGUCCACUGCAGGCAUUGUAAGCAGAAAUUUAAAGAUAGGUUCGACCUGUGCGUGCACCAGGCGUCCCACCUGGUGGUGCUCCGGCGGCCGGCGCCCCGCUGCUCGAAACGGAUGAGCCUCGCGCGCCCCCCCACGCCCCCCGGGCUGCCGCUCAGCUCGGAGCGGCUGCUGAGGCUCUGCGACCUGUGCUGCGGCUUCCUCAGGUCGCACACGCGCCGGCGCUACGUGCGCGUGGGCGCGGUGAGCCGGCCCGGCGAGCGCGCGCCGUGCGCGGACUGCGCGCGCCAGUUCUUCGAGCUGAACCUGGUCGCGCGGCGGCAGACGGUCAGCGCGUACGGCGCGAGAGGGCGCCGGCGGCGGCUCACCAACGACCAGCGGCUGAGGAACAUACGCCACAGGCUCAAGGCCGCCAAUAAACUGAGC
This is a messenger RNA of Iphiclides podalirius (scarce swallowtail), 1020 nucleotides long. Lineage: Eukaryota; Metazoa; Arthropoda; Insecta; Lepidoptera; Papilionidae. The record is from the annotation of a GenBank genome assembly.